UCGUGAUAAUAAUGGACUCGAGAUCACUUUUGAAACAAGCCCAGAAGUCAGCAGAGCAAGCUGUGGAAGCAGAUGGAGUAGGAGAAUAUUAUCCGGCGUCUUUGCUCUACUUGGAAGCGUUCGAAUUGGUACAAAACGCAAUUCGUAUGAAUCCCAGCCUUGAAGCAUCUUGUAGAGAAACAGCAAACUCGUAUUUAACGAGAGCUCAAGCUCUAAGUCAAAUCAUGGCUAGAACAGACCGUGGUUUUCACGAUAGAGCUCCUUUAUCAAGGCAACAGAGUCUUGAGCAACGUUGCUAUUUUAUGUUGGAGGACGCUUUGGAGACAGAAAAUAGUGGAAACAAGGAUGAAGCAGUAGAGAUGUACCUUAGCGCUGCUGAGCUUUGUCUCAAAACGAGGCAAAGUGCAAUAAAUCCAAAAGUCAGGGGUAAGCUAGAAAAAGUUGCUAAAGAGGCAAUGGAUAGAGCUGAACAUCUAAAAACCAAGCUAGCUGAGAAAGCAUUUAGUGAACUCAAGUUGCCUGAAAUUCCAAGCUCUGCUUUGCCGAGUUUAAAUGAUGAUUUGGAUGUGCCUCCUGCUAAUACCAGGCAAGUGACACCACCACCAGCAGGUGGGCAUGCACAUCUGAGUGUCCCAUCUGGUCAUCCAUCUCAAAGAAAAUCUGAUGGCCUGACACAAGCAGAGAUUCAAGUUUUGAAGGUAACUUCUUUUGUCAAUGGAAAACUGUUUCAUCCAUUUCUGCCCACUGAUUUGCGGGAGAGGUUUGGGUACAUGGACAUGUUUGAAGAUGUUGAUGGGAGGAUUGCUCUUGCUCCAAAACAGAUGAAAGACUUUGGUAGAUGGGCAAGACCAUCUGAUAUUUGUGAUGAUCCAAAAAUGAUUGUUACUAUAUCAAGUCACAGCAUACGGCAAACUGUAGUCUCUGAUUGCUCAUUUGUGGCUUCUUUAUCAAUCACAGCAUCAUUUGAGAGUAAAUUUAGGAAACAAUUAAUUACAGGCUGUCUUUAUCCACAAAAUCGUCAUGGGAUUCCUGUAUACAAUCCAAGUGGAAAAUACAUGGUAAAGUUAUGGAUCAAUGGUGUAGCCAGAAAGAUCAUUGUGGAUGACUAUUUGCCUGUGAGCAAGUACGGUGAACUGCUCUGUUCUUACUCGCAAAAUUCAAAUGAGUUUUGGGUGAGCAUUCUGGAGAAAGCUUACAUGAAGGUGAUGGGCGGGUAUGACUUUCCCGGAUCAAACUCAAAUAUUGACUUGUUUGCUCUUACUGGUUGGAUUCCUGAGCGAGUUCCUAUUCGGCCUGGAACAGAAAGUUUCAACUCUGAUACUCAGUUUGAACGCAUGAAAGAUGGUUUAAAGAGAGGUGAUAUUCUAAUUACUGUUGCAACUGGUGAUUUGGAUCAGACUGAGGCUGAUCGAACUGGUCUUGUGCCAACACAUGCUUAUGCUGUACUGAAUGUCGUAGAAGUGUUGGGUAGGAGGAUGCUGCAACUGAAAAACCCAUGGACACACCAGCGUUGGAAGGGCAACUAUUCAGAACAUGAUUCAACCAACUGGACUCCUGAAAUGAGGAAAGCUUUGAAUUAUGACCAACUGAAGGCAAUUGAAUUAGAUAAUGGUGUGUUUUGGAUUAACUGGGAGAGUCUUCUACAUUUUUUUGAUGUUCUCUAUUUGAACUGGGAUCCAAAACUAUUUAAACACAGCUUCACACAACAUGCUAUGUGGCCCCAACCCACAGGAGCAAAUGCUACAAAAGAUGUGUAUUCCCUUGGUCAAAAUCCACAAUAUAGACUUGAGCUAAAGAACAAUGAUGAACAUGCUGCUGUUUGGAUCCAACUUUCCAGACAUAUUACGUCCAGGGAUGAUUUUGCAGAAAAUCAGGAGUACAUCACCAUACAUGUCUUUAAGACUGAAGGCACAAGAGUUUACUUUCUAGACGAUGCUGUACAUGUUGGCACAAAGAUCAAUAGUCCUCACUACUUAGUGAAGUUAAAUAAAGUGCCUUUAGGCACAGCUUCGUACACAUUGGUUGUCUCUCAGUUUGAAAUGCUUCACACUAUCUACUAUACUCUCAAGGUGUAUUCGUCUAUUCCAUUUAAGUUAGAUCCCAUUCGUGAUCCUUACAAAGUCAAGAAGAGGAUGGCAGGAGAGUGGACACAAGCCACGGCUGGUGGGUGUCCCAACUAUCCACAAACACACAGCAAAAACCCUUCAAUUCAAGUAAACUUGCAAGGCAAGGAUCCGCGUGACGUUCGAAUAGAGCUCCGAGCUCCCAAAGAUUAUGCGGUUGGCUUUCAAAUUGUUCCAAUCAAGUCUACUCCUGAUGAAGUGUCUAUUGAAAGGGGAGGGUCUGGUGUGUACAGAAAGGGCUACACUGUCAAGGAAUGGAAACAGGUGCCCCCGUGUAUUUUUAACAUCGUUCCUUCAACGUUUGAGCCAGGAUUGUUAGGACCGUUUUUCAUUGAUGUUGCAUCAUCACAUCCAUUUCGGAUUGCGAAAGUUUAGUGUAGAUUAUCUGUUGGAGCAAGUGUAGAUUGCAGUGGCUCUUUUCCUGAUGCUGUCAGUUCAUAUACUACUCCAACUAAUAGAAAUUGCAUUUAUUAGUCAUGAAUUUGUACUUAUGAUUGUCAGAUAGCAGUUUUGUAUUGAUCACUUGUAAGCUGUCAAUUUAUUGAGGUCAUGUAUAUUAUGUCAAUCAUGAUUGAUAUUGCAUGUUAUGAGCACCUCUAACGGAUGUUCAACGUAAAAAGGUGGUGCAACUAGAAUUCUUGCUAUUAAUUGUUUCUGUAGCUGUAACCAGGACUUCUUUAGUGGCGCUUGUUUAGUUAAUGCAUACUGAAGGAGGAGGAGGAGGAGGAGAACAAGAACAAGAAAAAGAGGUUAGAUUACAUCUGGCGACAUCUUUCCUUUUCGUCUUCUUUUUUCUAUACUUCUACUUUUUCUUCUUUCUUCUUUUGUCUUCUUUUUUUUCUUUUUUUUUUCUUUCUAACGUGUCUCUUAGCAGAAUGACCCAUCGCAACCGUGACAAGAAAACGAUAGUGUAAACUUUGGACCACCCGUAUAGAAACAUUUUGGAUUUCUCUACUGUUCGAGCUGCUCAGGACAGAACAUGGAUCUUUGCUUCACAAAACUAUUAGCCAUACGACAUGAAAUACUGUAUGGAAGUUUCUUAGGAGUUGUGAUUGCGUCCUUAGGAUGGUUAUAGUUAGGAUAGGAUAGUUAGUAUAGAGGUAUUUUGCAAACCUGCAGUCAUGAGUGAACAACACGUCAUUGUUACGGUGGUGUAUUUCUGGCUUGAUAUAUGGUGGUGAAUUUCCGGUUUUGUCAAAUUCCAAUUUGUGUAUUCUUGUUUGGAGAGUAUUGGCAUAGGAGCUGCAAAAUGUGUGAUUCUCUUAUUAAUCAAUAUUGAUACUAAUUAAA
Messenger RNA from Corticium candelabrum, 3413 nucleotides. Its product is annotated as calpain-7-like. The coding region runs from base 12 to 2498 and encodes 828 amino acids. The record is from RefSeq and is a predicted model, not a curated record. The transcript has 24 exons. NCBI's taxonomy places the organism in Eukaryota, Metazoa, Porifera, Homoscleromorpha, Homosclerophorida, Plakinidae. Gene Ontology annotation, molecular function: calcium-dependent cysteine-type endopeptidase activity. Gene Ontology annotation, biological process: proteolysis.